Messenger RNA from Falco peregrinus (peregrine falcon), 1822 nucleotides. Its product is annotated as diacylglycerol O-acyltransferase 2-like. The record is from RefSeq and is a predicted model, not a curated record. The transcript is spliced from 8 exons. Gene Ontology annotation, cellular component: endoplasmic reticulum membrane. Gene Ontology annotation, biological process: lipid metabolic process. Bases 168 to 1253 code for a protein of 361 amino acids. Lineage: Eukaryota; Metazoa; Chordata; Aves; Falconiformes; Falconidae.
UCUUGUUCUACAAGCCGGGGCCAGAGCAGGUCCACUCCCCUCUGCAGCAGACAGUUUACCUUGGAUCAGCUGAUUAAGGCAGCUGGAUACACAAUCAAUCGCCCUCCGGUAUUUCCAAACUCACCUUUCAACCUGCUGAAGCGGAGUCUGGUGCGGGGCUUGCCACCAUGAAAACAAUUAUUGCAGCCUGUUCCCAAAAUCUUAGUGGCAGCCGUGCCAGCAUCCAGACCGCCCUGCGCACCCUGCUCACAGCACCCUGGCCCUCGCAGCGGGACCUCCGCUCCUGGCUCCAGCUCCUCUCUGUCCUGCAGUGGGUGCUCAGCUUCCUGCUGCUGGGAACAGUCAGCCUGCUGCUCCUCAUCUACCUGGUGUUCACCAGCUUCUGGCCCAUCUCUGCGCUCUACCUGGCCUGGAUCAUCUACGACUGGGACACACCAGAGAAAGGUGGCAGGAGGCUGCCGUGCCUGCGGCGAUGGCCUGUGUGGAGGCACUUUCGGGAUUAUUUCCCUGUGAAGCUGGUGAAGACGCACGACCUGUCCCCCAGCCACAACUACAUCAUCGGCUCCCACCCCCAUGGCAUCCUCUGCGUCGGCGCCUUCUGCAACUUCAUCACGGGCUCGACAGGCUUCGGGGAGAUGUUCCCAGGCAUCCGGCCCUUCCUCACCACCCUGGCCGGCAACUUUCGCCUGCCCAUCUUCAGGGAGUACCUGAUGAGUGGGGGCCUGUGCCCAGUGACACGCCGUGCCAUUGGGUACCUGCUCUCCAAGAAUGGCACCGGCAACGCGGUGGCCAUCGUCAUUGGCGGCGCAGCUGAGUCGCUCUCCUGCCGUCCCGGUGUCACCACACUCAUCCUGAAGAAGCGCAAGGGCUUUGUCCGCAUGGCCCUGCAGCAUGGGGCCUACCUUGUCCCCUCCUUCUCCUUUGGGGAGAAUGACCUCUUCCGCCAGGUGGUCUUUGAGGAAGGCAGCUGGAUGAGGAGCAUUCAGCAGCGCUUCCAGAAGAUGAUGGGCUUUGCUCCCUGCGUCUUCUAUGGCCGGGGCCUCACCUCCGUCCGGUCCCGGGGUUUCCUCCCCUAUGCCAGACCCAUCACCACCGUGGUGGGGGAGCCGGUGAUGGUGCCCAAGAUCGAGGACCCAAGCUGCGAGAUGGUGGACAUGUACCACGAGAUGUACAUCCGCUCCCUGCUCAAGCUCUUCAAUGAGAACAAGACCAAGUACGGGCUGUCGGAGACGGACGAGCUGCACAUCCUCUGAGCAUGGCCAGCGCCGGUGGCCAGAUCCUGGCUCACAAGGGCAGCCAGCUCUUGCGGGUGGGGAUUUCAGCCAGCCUGGCCUGGGGGACUCAUGGGGGACGGUUGCCACUCCAGCCCUCUGCUUCUCCAUCUGAAAAACCUGAGCAGGAGGUGGGAGGAGGCAAGGGGAAGGGAAGAUUGGGGGCCCGCCUUGAAAGGGGUUUGGAGGGGCUGUGGGUGACACAGCCGUCCCCUGAGGAUGUGGGGCUGAUGGGGAGAGCUGGUGCAAGGCUGGGGGCCAGCAAUGGCCGUGGUCCCCCCAUGAUAAGCAGGACACCACAAGCUGAGGGAGGGGGGUGUCAUGGGAGGAGGGAAUUAGAUGGGCUCCUUGGGGUGGCAUCCCAAUAGCAACCGGGAACCAGGCUGGGGAGACAUCCUCCCCUGGAGUGAAUCGGGGACACUCCCAGAUUUGGGCACCCUUGGAAGUGGCCUCAGCCAGGACCGUGUGGUCCUGAGCAAGGGGUGGGCGCUGCUCUGGCCACAGUUGAGCCUUUUCCGCUCCCUCUAUACCCAAUACAGAUUUCCAACCAC